ACUCAUAUUGUAAAAAUAUUCUUGAGCUUCAUUCUCAGUUUAUAUUUUGGAGCUGCUUGUCAUUUCUGAAUAAGAUAUAAGGUGGUUUUUAGCCACGACGGGUUUUGAUAAAGAUAUGGACAGUAAUGAUUCUUCUCAAUUAAAGCCCAUACCAUCAUCUAAAGAUGAAAUAAAGGUAGAAUUUAAUGAGAUUAUCAAAAUGGGUGGUGAAAAUGCAGAACAAAUUCCCAGGGCGUCACUUCUUUAUUUUAUAACUUCAAGUAUGAAAAUCCAACGCCAUUCUAAAUCUGCAAUGAUAUUGCUUGUUGGAAGUAGUGGAUCUGGUAAAUCAUCAACAAUAAAUCAUUUAAUGGUAAAUGGAGAUGAAAUUCCUGUUGCUAAGACAAAUAAUUAUAAAUCAUCUACGAAAACAACAUCUGAGUAUAUCAUUACUUUUGACGAACCCGAGUAUGAAGUGAGUGAUUUAGUUUUGAGUGUUAUUGAUACCCCUGGCUUCAACGAUGGCGAUGGUGUUGAACAAGAUGUGUGCAAUAUUGUAUCUGUGAAAAAAUACUUUCAAACACAUCCCGAAUUUUCUUCGAAAACAAAGUUUUAUCCAAAUCUUGUGUUCAUAGUUGACAAAGCCAAUAAUAACAGAAUGAAAGGAAUCGAUAGCACACUUUCAAAAUCCUUGAGAGGUGUCAAGAUGUUGGAUGUUGUUGACAUCAGUCAUCCCAAUCUCGUCGUGAUUUUAACACAUGCUUGUUCUGUUGGUUACAACAACGUGAGAAAAUGGCAAGAGACGAUGCAAGAAAAGAAAAAUUUUGUGUCAGAUCUUGUUUUUCAAACUUUGGGAGUGAGGGCGCCAGUCGUAUUGAUAGAAAACAAUCCUGAUGAUUAUGGACUUGAAAAGAAUGGAGAUUUCACAAAUCUUCCAAGCGGUGAAAGACAACCGCUGAAUUUAUACAAUGCUUGCCUUAGUCUACUCACAAAAGGAAGAGAUGGAAAAGAAAAAAAAGAUAAAUUUGGCCACAUGUUGUUGAAUGCUGCAUUUACACAAAAGAAAAAGAAUCGGCCGACGAAUGGCCAUGAAGUUAAAGCCAAAAUUGCAAGAAAAGAGCCACUAUCAGUUGAGGAAUUGAAAUUCGUAAAAGAUUUUACUGAAGCUGCUGAAGAAGGUAUUACCAAGUCAAUUGCCAAGUCUGCAAUGGAAUAUAUUUCAGAGAACAACAUUCAGAGAAAAUCUGUGAAAAAAGAACUUUUAGACCUCGUGGAAACUAUGAAUGCCAUGGGUCUAUCGGAUGAUUCAAAAUUAAAGCGCACAACAAUCAGUAAAAUUAAAAAUCGUCAUGGCAACGAUAUCACUGAGCAUGGCCUUCAAAUGUUGGAAAAGAAAUUUGGGAUAAAAUGCGGAGACUUUAAAUCAUUUCAAGAAGCUGCAUUUAUUGGUCAGGGAUACAACCUUGUCACCGAUGACGUUGUUUCAUCUCAGGUUUUGAAACUAUCCCUCGUUGAUAAUAAACAAUUUGGCUUAAAAAUUCCUGAUUGUGCUCAAAUAUUAAAGUCAAAUGAAACUGAAGUUAAUGCAAUACAUCUACAGAGGAAUGAAAGCUCCAUUAAAUCACGCCUUUCAGCCUUGGGGCUAAAUGUGAACAUGGCACAAAAUAUAUUAAUGAUGGUGCAAGGGUUUGAUGUAGAUCUCGAGUUUGGUGUAGAUCUCAGCAUGCAGAGUCAAGAAGACGACUUCCAAUCUUCGACCAAUAAAAGGCAGUUGAAAGAAGUGAGAAUAGCAAAGAUAAGUUUAAAUCAUUUUGAUUCGAAGAAAACAGCUUUUACUGAUGGGUUUCUGUCUGCUGUGGAAAAUCUACCAACUGAAAAUAUCGAGGACGAGAAUGUGAUGAAGGAGUUUAACGAUUUUUUCAAUAGGUUCGGUCAGUUUGUCAUCACGUCUGCUUAUGUGGGGGGAUCAGUUGAAUUUGAUAGUCACUAUGAUACGACGAAAUUCUCAAAACAAAAUGAAAACAGUGUCGGCGGUGGUAUUGGUGCAUUUAUUACAAAAAAUUCUGGUAAACGACAAAAAAUAGUGAACCAGGAAAGCAUCCAAGUCUCAAAAACUACAUCGACUCAUUGGAGAGGUGGGCGUUUAGACUUGCAAGUUGAUGGUACGUUGCAUUCAGAAGAAAAAUUCUCUGAAUGGAGGACAUCUGUUGCUGAAGAUCCAGUGUUUUUGAAAAAUAAAUUGCAAUUGCUACCAAUUUAUACGUUAGUUGGAAUGAUUGAUGGAAAGAAAGGAAAUCUUACCAGUCAAGUUUUUGAAAAAAUGUUUUACAAUCAUGAUUUCUACAGAGAAAGGAAGGAUUCCAGCACGAGGAAGGGGUCGAGAAAAAACCCAAAUACUCCUAAAUUGUCCAAAAUAAUCAACGCCAUUAUAAACUUUUUAAAAAAAUUCAUUGAAGACAAAUAGGAGUCGCAAUGACGAAGCACACCAAAGCUCAAUAGAAAUAUUUGCUAGGAAAGAAAGGGUUAAAGUGCAGGCUAAAUUGUAAUUUUCUUUUCGUAAUUCAUCCUUUUAUAUUUGAGACAUCACUGUGUAUUUUCACUUUAAUUAUACCAUUAUUGUUUAAUUAACUGUAUAUUUAAUUCAUUUUGCAAUGAAAACAGAAUAAGUAUGCCAAAACAUGUAUGCAACAAAAGUUAUAUAAAAAUUGUCACUUUGA
Xenia sp. Carnegie-2017 is the source of this 2696-nucleotide messenger RNA. RefSeq lists its product as uncharacterized. NCBI's taxonomy places the organism in Eukaryota, Metazoa, Cnidaria, Anthozoa, Malacalcyonacea, Xeniidae. The record is from RefSeq and is a predicted model, not a curated record. The coding region runs from base 116 to 2443 and encodes 775 amino acids. The transcript is spliced from 4 exons. Gene Ontology annotation, molecular function: GTP binding.